Messenger RNA from Adineta ricciae, 2856 nucleotides. Lineage: Eukaryota; Metazoa; Rotifera; Eurotatoria; Adinetida; Adinetidae. The record is from the annotation of a GenBank genome assembly.
AUGUCGAAAUCACGCACUUGUUGGCAUCUUGACGUAGAACUGAUUGUGGUUUUGCAGGUUGACGAAACAGAAUUGGUGACAACGACGACAACAGCUAAAUUAGUUCCAGUCUUAUAUGAAAAACCUGCCAAGAAUCCGAUCUUCUUUCCGGCGAUAUUAGUUGGUCUUCAAGCAAUCUUUAUUAUCCUUUUGGGUUUACACGCUGACUACGGACAUGAACCUCAACCAGUCAGCGCACAUUUUUCUUUGCCACCCAACUCGGUUAUAUAUUUUCCAAAUGGAACCCAGAUUCGUAUUGGAGCAUAUGAAUCAACCGGAACACCACACCGAGGCAUUGCAGACUUUUAUUCCAUGUUUCAAGAUAUACACGUCAUGAUCUUCAUUGGUUUCGGAUUUCUAAUGACAUUUCUUCGACGAUAUGGCUUCAGUGCUGUUGGCUAUAACUUCCUCGUUGCUGCAUUUGUACUUGAAUGGGCUAUUAUUGUUCGUGGCUAUAUGUUUGACUUUGAUGCCGAUACGAAAACAUUCCCUAUCGAUGUUGAACGAAUCAUUGUAGCUGAUUUCGUUGCGGCAGCUAUACUCAUUUCAUUCGGUGCAGUGUUAGGCAAAGUUAAUCCAACCCAAUUGAUAAUCAUGGCUUUUAUUGAAGUUUUACUUCAAUCAGCAAAUGAAUUCAUUGGUCUUCGACGCUAUUGUGCUUAUGAUAUCGGUGAAUCUAUGUUCGUUCACGUAUUUGGUGCUUACUUUGGUUUAGCGGUAUCCUACAUGCUCUACGACGAAAAAUUGAACAGUCAAGAAGCUGAACAACGCGAAAAGUCCGUUUAUAACUCGGAUCUUUUCUCAAUGAUCGGUACAAUCUUUCUCUUCUGUUUCUGGCCAUCAUUCAACGCUGGUGUCGCUGCAGCUGGUGAUUCCCGUCUUCGAGCUAUUGUUAAUACUUACAUAAGCAUUGCAUCUAGUGUCCUACUUACAUACAUAUGUUCAUGUAUAUUUAACAAAGAAAAGAAAUUCGAUAUGGUUCACAUUCAAAAUGCCACAUUAGCUGGUGGUGUUGCUGUUGGUACUGUUGCUGAUAAGAUUGUUCGUCCAUUCGGUGCUAUGAUUAUCGGUUCAGCCGCAGGUGCUUUAUCAACUGGUGGUUUUCAAUUUGUCAAGAAGAUUCUUCAAAAAUUCCGUGCUCACGAUACAUGUGGUGUUAAUAAUCUUCAUGGUAUGCCCGGUUUACUUGCUGGUAUUAUUGGUAUUAUAUUAGCUCUAUUUCCUGCUCAUUCAUUGUACACUGAUAACUUACUUCCUAUUUGUUGGCACGGAGCUUAUCGAACAUAUAUAGGUCAACUUGCUUAUCAAGCUGCUGCCUUAGGAACUACAAUUGCUAUUGCUGUUAUUGGAGGUGUCAUUACAGGUAUUAUCUUACGUUUACCACUUCUUAAUGAUGACCGUCCAUCAUCAUACUAUAACGAUCGUACACAUUGGGAAACACCCGAUGAUUUUCAUCAAGAUGCCAUUACUGCUAUACAUCCAGUUGAAGUAGAACAUCACCAUGUAUAUUUCUCAGAUCCAGCCAUGGAUAUUCAUUCGUUGAUGGGCAGAGCCUCGACAAUGAUGUCAGGCAAACGAAAUGAUGACAGUAUGUCUGAUAGACUUAAUUAUCGUUAUACAGUCGCAAUUUUGGUGAUAUUCGCCAUCAUCAAUAUGAAUCGUUUAUAUACAGAUCAAAUCAAAUGUUGGGUACCGGCGUUCUUUACACCAAAUUACGAUGAGUAUGUUCGAUCUGUAUGUUUUGUACAAAAUACUUACUAUUUGAAGCAUGCUGAUAAAAUUCCGAAAUCACUCAAUGCGAAAAAACAAAGCGAAAUCCUGUAUUAUCAAUGGAUACCGUUUCUGUUACUUAUUAAAGCAUUUCUAUUCUAUAUUCCACGUAUGUCAUGGAAUGCUUUUGGGCUGAAGAGCGGAGUACAACUGUCUGAUCUCGUCGAAUCCUCAUUUGAUUAUAAACUGCCCACAACUGAUGCAGCACAUCGACAAAUGUGUCUCGAUUAUGUUAUUAGUACCAUUGAUGAAUAUUGCAAUGAUCAUCGGCGACAAGCUGAAGCGCGCAAGCAUCUCAACGUGCUUCAACACAAAUUUUCCAUAAGCUGUUGUUUAUCAGGACGAUAUCUCGGCAAUUAUCUAGUCGUACUUUACAUGACGACAAAAUUAUUGUAUAUUGGCAUUUCGUUAUUUCAAAUCUUCAUAUUGAGUAUUCUGCUAGGCUCGAAUUUCGCCUUCUAUGGUAUAGAAGUAAUCGAUCGUUUGUUUCGAGGUAUGAAUUGGGAUUCGGAAACGCGGUUAUUCCCUAAAACAACAUUAUGUGAUUUUACUGUUCGAGAAUUUGGUCAUCCUAAACUCUCUCACGAAUAUACCGUUCCAUGUGUUCUACCAUUGAAUCUAUUCAAUCAACAGAUGUUUACCUUUCUUUAUUUUUGGUAUCUGAUUGUUAUCCUAUUAAAUAUCGGCGACUUUUUCCUUUGGUUGUACAUUAUCUCGCCGGGAAAUCGUCGUGCUUUCAUUCGUACGCGUCUUCAUACGAAAAAGUAUCCGUUGACGAAUGCAACGAGAGAUGUGGAAAAGAUUCGUAUGUUUGCCGAUGAGUAUCUGGAAGCUGACGGGUUCUUCAUGUUGAUUCUAAUCAAAGAAAAUAGCUCCGAUUUUGUCGCAUCGGAAAUUAUUCAUCAUUUGUACACGGACAAAUUUCUCGCCAGAUAUUUUCGACACACAACGGCGACGAUCUAUGAUGCAAUCGAUACCAAACACGAAGACGAUGAUUUGGAAGGAAACGGCAAACGCCGACGUCAAUUUUGUUCGUUAGUAUGUUAG